This is a messenger RNA of Symbiodinium natans, 1590 nucleotides long. NCBI's taxonomy places the organism in Eukaryota, Dinophyceae, Suessiales, Symbiodiniaceae. The record is from the annotation of a GenBank genome assembly.
AUGCUUAGCCAGCAUCGCAUGGCCCUGACGCUGCCUGCAAGCGCAGCGCUGCGUUCCACACACCAACCUCGAGCGCCUCACGUUUCGGGGGCCUCUGGGCAAACCCUGUACCCACCAGCGCGCUCCCCGAAGCAGAGGGCGCUUGCGCUUGGUACGGCUCUUGUUGGAGCCUACGCCUUCAAACGGAUGCCAUCAUCUCGAGGCACGUCUUAUGCUGCCGCAAAGGCCACAGCCACGGUGGAAAGCUGGGAAGGACUCGCCACCGAAGCUCGGCAGACCAAAGCAGGCGAGCAGGUGCUGAAGUCCUGGGAAGACCGAGCUGCGGGCCUUAUCCCGCACACGGAUGCCAAGGUGCGCUACUUUGGUGAGGACCGAAGCAAACCUCGAGUAAAGAUCUUUCGAGAUCAGGCUGGGUGGUGUCCUUACUGCCAGAAGGUCUGGCUGCUUCUCGAAGAGAAGCAGGUUGACUACGAGGUGGAGAAAGUGCCGAUGAGAUCCUACGGUGACAAGCCCAGGGAGUUUAUGGCCCUGGUUCCGCGAGGGCUUCUUCCAGCCAUGGAGAUAGAUGGGAAGGUCAUGACAGAAAGCUUGGACAUUAUGUUCACUAUCGAAGGUGCCUUUCCAGAUCCGGAGAAGCCGAUGUUUCCGGCCUCAGGGGCGCUGCGGGAUAGAGCUGCGAAGCUUCUCAGUCUCGAGCGCCAGCUCUUUGGCGCUUGGUGUUCCUACUUGUUCCGUCCAGAAAUGCCAUUGAUUGGCGGUUCCGAGCGGGACUUCACCGGCGCGCUGGAAGCGGUCGACUCCGAGUUGGCAAAGAACACAGAGUCACCCUUCUUUCUGCCUUACCAGCACCCGACCAUUGUGGACAUGCAGUAUGUGUCCCAUGUUGAGCGCGCGGUUGCGAGCGCCAUGUAUUACAAAGGGUAUGACGUCCGCAAGAAGUUUACAAAUAUCGACAAGUGGCUCUCUGCGUAUGAGAAGCUGCCACACUACAUGGCGACAAAGAGCGACUACUACACACACUGUAUGGACAUUCCUCCUCAGUAUGGGCCGUGCUUUUCCAAUGACUCGGCUGAAGCAGUGCGGGCAAGAGAGGACAUUGAUCCCCAGAGCGCCAAGCUGCCAGCGCAGUGGCAAACCAGCAUCGAGCCUCCGACACUUGAGCAGCUCGAGAGGUCCGAGGAGGACUACCGGAUUGAGGCGGCCAUGAGGCUCAUCGAGAACGAAAAGGCAGUGACCCGAUUCUGCUGCCGUGCCGCCGGAGGGGAUGUGGGUUCGUGGGCGCGCGGCAAUCCUACGAAAUGUGAGCUUGCAGAUCCCUAUGCCAGGCCGAAUGAAGACUACUCCACCGGCGUGAACGUGGUACUUCGCUCUGUGGCCACUGCCCUUCUCAAAGGGGAUCCAAACCCCGUGCUGGGCGUCAAAGCCAGCGUCGAGAAUGAGGCAAAGAUGUCUGGAAAGGAUCUUGCAGUGAUUGCCGAUUGCAUCGGCUACCUUCGAGACCGUGUUGGAUCACCCAGAGACCUCUCCAUGCCCGCUGCAAAGCUCUUGCGCGCGCACUUGGCUGAAGCUGUAAGGCAGCUGAAAGCCUGA